Messenger RNA from Raphanus sativus (radish), 1047 nucleotides. RefSeq lists its product as uncharacterized. Bases 1 to 1047 code for a protein of 348 amino acids. The transcript is spliced from 3 exons. Gene Ontology annotation, molecular function: zinc ion binding; nucleic acid binding. Lineage: Eukaryota; Viridiplantae; Streptophyta; Magnoliopsida; Brassicales; Brassicaceae. The record is from RefSeq and is a predicted model, not a curated record.
AUGGUCGAUGAUGUGUACCUUCCGGUACGACUAGACCACAGGCCAUAUUGGUCGAUGAAGUACCUUCCGAUGGCCAAAAUCGCAAAUUUGGAUUUUGCACUUCUAACUGUGAGGGGUGACAAUUACCUACAAUGGGCACUAGAUGUCGAGAUUUCUCUUGGAGCCAAAGGCCUAGAGUAUUGUAUUAUUCCUCAGAACAAAGCUACUAAGAAAGAGAAUUCUAAGACCCUCAUGCUCAUCCGUCACCACAUUGAGGAGAGCUUAAAAGCUCAGUACCUCACAGUAAGUGAUCCAUACGAGUUAUGGAAAGAGCUUCAGAUGAGAUAUGAUCACCAGAAGACCUUGAUUCUUCCGGGUGCCACCUAUGAGUGGCUUCAUCUCAGGAUUCAAGACUUUAAGUCUGUGAAUGAGUACAACUCAGCCAUGUUUAAGAUAGUCUCAAAACUGAGGCUAUGCGGCGAGACUGUAACUGAUAAGCAGUUGUUGGAAAAGACUUUCCAGACAAUGUCCUCAAAACAGAACAACGAGCUGCUCUUGAAGAACAGUGAGCUUAGAACACCUGGAUCUAAGCAUGUCCCUGAGGCAAAUCAUACCUCAAAUGAGCCUAAUGAUGGUGCUGAAGCCAACCAUGUCCAAUAUGACCCUAAGGGCCGCGGAUCCUCAUAUGGAAGAGGACGUGGCCGUAGAGGUCAUGGGCGAGGACGUGGACAAGGUGGCAACAGCAAAGGGCGUAACACCCCUUAUGACCGUCCAAACCAGUCCAAUAAUGGACAAGGUAAAGGCAGAGGCAAUGGGACUUCUUCAAAGCCACAGAAUCCUGCAAGCUCACCUUGCCAUAGAUGCGGAAUGAUGAAUCAUUGGGCAAAGAAUUGCCGCACAGCCAAGCAUCUGGUCGACCUCUAUCAAGAGAGUCUUAAGGGCAAGAAUCCGGAAGCACACAUGGUGUACAAGGAUGGUGAGGACGAUUUUGAUCAUGACAAGGAUGACCUCAUGGACUUUGAGACUUCAGACAUACUCACUAUGCUGAAUGAUGAUCCAGUCGAAUAA